GAAGGACUCUAGCCUAUCCUCUCUAAACAAUCAAGGCAAUGGUCCUGACUGAGUCGCGGCUUACGAGUGAGACUUUUUCACUGCAAAAGCCAGGGAAAAACACUCCACGUUGAAAUGAACCAGAGGCCAGCAGUCGCUAUGGAUUAAAACGGAAACUUUUACGAUGGCUGUUAAUGUGAAAAAGUAGGCAAAACAUCAGCAGACCUUCAGCAAGCAACUAGAUGCACGAGCCUUGCUAGUAUGAGCGAGCAGAGCGGUCACAAACCUGGCUGCAGUAUUUUCCUCAGUAUUUUAACCGAAUCAGCCUCCUUAAACCUUUAACGACUUGUGUUACUUUAAAUUCUAAAACAGUCAAAGUCCGGUACACUUUUGAUUCUGAAAGAGUUAUGGCGGGGAAGGUGACAGCAGGCUCGGGAAUACUGCUCGUGACAGCCAACGUUGGAUCGCUCUUUGAAGAUCCUGAUAACCUACAGAAGACAUGGCUGCGGGAAUUCUACCAGACUGUCCAAUCACACAGGCCCCACUUCAUCGCAGUGCACUGUCAAGAGGUGGGCGGGAAGAACUACGAAGCGUCCAUGUCACACGUGGAUUGUUUUGUCAAAGAGCUGCUGUCCAGUGAUGCCAUGAAGGAGUACAACAGAGUCCGUGUCUACCUCGACGAGAACUACAAAUCCCAGGAGCAUUUCACAGCACUAGGAAGUUGCUACUUUCUUCACGAAUCAUUGAAAAACAUCCAGCAGUUUGAUUUCAAAGCCAAGAAAUUCAAGAAGGUGGUUGGGAAAGAGAUCUACUCAGACACACUAGAGAGCACACCCAUGUUGGAGAAGGAGAAGUUUCCUCAGGACUACUUCCCUGAGUGCAAGUGGUCCAGAAAAGGCUUUAUCAGGACUCGAUGGGCUCUGGCUGACUGUGCUUUUGACCUGGUCAACAUCCACCUGUUCCACGAUGCCUCCAACAUACUGGCCUGGGAGAAGAGCCCCUCAGUCUACUCCGGGACGAGACAGAAGGCCCUGGGCUUCGUCUUAGAUAGGAUCACUGACCAGAGGUUUGAAAAGGUGCCAUAUUUUGUCUUCGGAGACUUCAACUUCAGGUUGGAUACAAGGCAGGUUGUUGAGAGUCUGUGCUCCACUGCCACCAUGCAGACGGUCAGACUAGGUGACACCAAUGAAGUUGACAAGCUAAUAUUCAGAGAAUCUGAGAACGAUCGCAAGGUUGUACUUCAACUUGAAAAGAAGCUUUUUAAUUAUAUUAACCAGGAUGUUUUCCGGGAAAACAAUGGGACCCUGUUUUUACAGUUUGACAGUGAGCUGUCCUGUUUCAAGGAACGGCUGCACGAGCUGGAGAUAUCCUUUCCUCCCAGUUAUCCGUACAGUGAAGACAGCAGUCAGGGAAAGCAGUACAUGAACACUAGAUGCCCUGCCUGGUGUGACCGUGUCCUCAUGUCUGCCACAGCUAAAGACCUGGUCUUAAAGCCUGAAAAUGAGGAGAAGAACUUGGUCUAUGACAAUAUAGGGCCCAACGUCUGCAUGGGGGACCAUAAGCCUGUCUACCUGUCCUUUCGUUUAACAACCGGGGCAGGGAAGUGGUGCCAAAGGGUGGAAAAGAUAUCUGCGUGAAGCGCCUCUGUGAGAAGAACACGAGAGUUGGACACAGGAUACACACACACACACACACACACACACACACACACACACACACACACACACACACACACACACACACACAGACACUGAAGACCCUAUACAGACUUUUCAGCAGUGCUGACCAGUUGCAGUCGUUCUAACACUUCAUCCAUACAAGCUGUUGUUUUUCCACACAACACGUCAGUAUCUGGACUACCCACCCGAGACACGUUUGCGAUAAGACACAUCUUACUGACCUCACCAUUGCGACGCACCCUAUUCCCCCAGAGAAAGGAAGGACAACUAUUUUCCAUGUCACAGCCUUGUUGCCAAAACUCUAAUAGAAAUUAGUCAUAACUACAUUAUUUUAGAUACCAUAUUUGCAAUUUUAGGUACGCCUCUAACAUAGAAGCUACUUCCAUAAGAUGUUUUUAAAAAGUGCAAUGCAAAAAAAAUUGUAUAUCUAUAUUGUUAGGUUUAUUUGUACAUUGGACAGUAUAACAUAGAGUUGUUGAUGGUUUUAGUGCUGUUUUCUCUCUUCUGACCGAACUUUGUGGUCCCACUGUUUAGAAUAGAUAAAUAUUUUCACCUAAUUUCAUUUAGAUUUUAUUUUCUAGUUUUUUUUUAUUUGUCAUUGCUGACUUGUGUGCAUAACACUGCCAUGCCUCACAUCAGCUGAAUCUCAUUUUAUAUACUGUACUUUUUAAAGAGAUAAUUUAUCAUUCUUACCACAAUUGUUAUGCUGAAGUAUAUGGAGACAAUAUGGCUGCUGGGUGUUUCAUCAGCCAUGACCUUUGAAUCUAACAUUACAAUGGAGAGAAGAAAAGAAAAAAACUUAUUUUCAGCCAACAUGAUUUAUAUAGCCUAUCCAAGGAUGUUUUAAGCAGUGCCAUAGAUCAUAUAAGAUAUUGUUUCAUAUAUAGCAGUCUCACAUUAUUUCAUUAUUAUUAUUCUAACUUAUUUCUAUGUAAUAAUAUUAUGGUUCUGAAUGUGAUGUUUUUAGAUAGGCUUGGGUAUCUAUUUUUGUUACUGCAUUAUGGUGCCAAGUAUUGUACAAAGAAAUGAAUUGUGUAAGAGUUAACAUAAAAUAGUUAAGUCCAACUAAUAGAUAAAGGUAUUGAUUAUACAUUGUAAAAAAAAACAUCAACAAAAAAACGCUAAAGUCGGGAAAGACCAGGAAGAAUUGCUUUUGAAUUGUGUAUGUAGCCUUCAACAGCCUUCACUGCUAUGUUGCAAAUUAAGGUCCUCUCAUCGCUCGUUCGAGCGUUAAAAAGCGAUUAGGGGAGGCUGUUGAUGAAACGCGAAGGUUUCCUUUUAUUGAUUUAAUUUACUACACUACAGAGUUCAGACUGUGUGAAGCCGUUAGAUUGAUCCAGGAUUUUUUUUUCUUCAUCUAAAUCACCGCAAGUGGAAAUUAUUUUGUGACUGCCGCUGAAUUUGUUGUCUUAACAGUGUGAUUUGAUUCGUUGGCAAAACUGCUUGUUUUUCCCGCUGGUCACGUGAUAAGAGAAGCUGCAGUUUGUUCAGUUCUUUCAGCAGAUAGAGAUUCUAUACCCCAYUGACGUCAUGGCCUCUAGUGUUGGUUAUGCGGUUCUCAAGCAAUAAAACCAUUAGAACUCAA
Messenger RNA from Salvelinus sp. IW2-2015, 3243 nucleotides. RefSeq names its product inositol polyphosphate-5-phosphatase A. Gene Ontology annotation, molecular function: inositol-polyphosphate 5-phosphatase activity. Lineage: Eukaryota; Metazoa; Chordata; Actinopteri; Salmoniformes; Salmonidae. The record is from RefSeq and is a predicted model, not a curated record. Gene Ontology annotation, biological process: phosphatidylinositol dephosphorylation.